AUGGACGCGCACAAGUCGCCGCCCUUGCGGCCCGGUCUACAUCGACUUGCCGGGAUCGCGUUUGAUCGCUGUUCAAUGGACGUGCACAAAGACGCCGCCUCUGCCGACCCGGUCUACAUUAACUUGCCCGUCCGUGCCGGGUUACAACACCGGUGCCGAUUUUCCCCGUCCACACCGGCUUACAAUGUCGCGGCCGACUCAGCUAUCUGUGCUGCCUCUGAUGAUGCGGUCGUCUUUGCUAUCCAUCUCUCGCGGCCUGGCGUCCUCAACGAUCUCGUCACCGUCGUCCAGGGGAUACGACUAUACCUAGCCGGCUCCUACGGCCCGCCGCCGCCCUUGCCGCCGGCCGCCGCGACCGGGCCAGCCGCCCUGCCGUGGUAUUCGGCACCGCGGCGCCGACCGGGCCUCUACACCACCAUUGGCCGCUUCAGCCGCCGCACGCCGCCGCGCCCGCCGCAGUGGCCGGCGCCGGCCCUUGCCGCGUCACCCACGCCACCCAGGUCCUCGCCGCCACCGCCAUGGCAGCCCUCGCAGCCGCCGCACCCCGGGGCCACCGCGACGCUGGUCGGGCCGCUGCAGCCCCCGCUGCAGCUACAGCCAGCCAGCCCCCGCCACCGCCCCGAUCUGGCCACAAUGGCCGACCGCGGCCAUCUCCGCGCCCGCCGCCUCCGCCGUUUCAAACCAGCAGCUGCUGCCGCUGCCGGCGCCUCCACCGCCUAG
Molecule: messenger RNA, 720 nt
Organism: Aegilops tauschii subsp. strangulata
Lineage: Eukaryota; Viridiplantae; Streptophyta; Magnoliopsida; Poales; Poaceae
Source: RefSeq, a predicted model, not a curated record